This is a messenger RNA of Penaeus chinensis, 494 nucleotides long. RefSeq lists its product as uncharacterized. The record is from RefSeq and is a predicted model, not a curated record. The transcript has 4 exons. The coding region runs from base 60 to 494 and encodes 144 amino acids. Lineage: Eukaryota; Metazoa; Arthropoda; Malacostraca; Decapoda; Penaeidae.
GUGCUCCGUUGGGAUACGAACCUAUAGUGUUUUAGGACAACCAGAGAAGCAGCCCAACGAUGAGAGCAGCAGCGUUAGUGUUGUGUGUGGUGGCCGUCGCAGCGCCUCUGGCCGACGCCACGUUCGGUCUCCUGAAGGCCGGUACCGCUGCGGCGGGCCUUCCUCUCGCCCUUCCUGCUGCCACUCUGGGAGGAGGUUUGGCUGCUGUUAAGGUCCUGAAGCUGAUCGGUCUGAAGAAGCUGAAGAAGAAGUUCGGAGGCCCGGGGGGAGGAUACGGCGGCGAAGGCCUGGAUUUCGGAGACUCCUACGGCAAGCUGCCUCUGCCCAGCUUCGCCCCGACGCCCUUCCACGGAGGACCGCCGCCCUUCUACAUCGUGCCCGGCUCCUACUUCGACGGCAGGAGGAAGAAACGCGACGUGCAGCAGUGCUUGUCAUCUUACUGUCACAAUGAUGGUGAUGAUAAAACUCAGGCAUUCCCACCACUCAUCCAGUAA